AUGGACCACCACAAUGAUAUUGUGGAUUUAAUUUCAUCAUUAUUGGAUUCUGGAAAAUAUAAAGAAGCCCUAAGUAUACCAUAUGAAGAGAAAUUUGAACAAAGCUUUAAAGAUAACUGUUGGGAUUUAAUAUCAAUAAUUACAAGCAAAAUACAAGAUGAUACUAUUAUCAUAAAACCAUCCUUGCAUGGUGCCUGUGAAGAAUUACUAAAAAUUAUUGUAGAAAAAGCAACACCUGAAGAAGCACUAUUAGAGUUUAUUGAACAAUUAGAAGUUGCAAAAAAUGAUUCUCAGUUUAGUAUAAUUUUGAUUCCAUUGCAAUUGCUGUUAAAGAAAUUACAUCUUAAACGUGGACGAUCUUUAGAAUGGUGUCUCAAUUCUAUCACCACUUACUUAGAAACAAUCCCCAUACCUAAUUACAAAUUAGAAGGAGUGGAGCGCUUAUUGAUAGAUUGUGAUAAUAAUAUGAGAAGAAUUGUAAAAGUUUACUCAAUGAUACCACCUUUUUAUAAACCAUUUAUUGAAGAGUUAAAUAAGGAAGACAAUAUUGUAAAAACAAAAGAAAUUAUUUGUUCGUUUCUAAUCAGUCUUUUAGGAAAACCAAUGAUAUACAUUGAUUUGGAUCCCGAUUCCAAUGCUCAAAGUGAAGCAAGACAGUUAUGUGCUACAAUAAUUGAAGAUAUUUGUGUGUUAGAAAAAAAUGUGAUUAAAUUUUUAACAUAUGUUGAAGUGUGUAGUAGAGAAAGGGAAACAUCUAAAUUGAGAAAAGAUUCAGAAGAAGAUAUUUCACCUUAUGAUCAUAGGGAAAAAAUCAAUAUGACUUCACUUUCUGGAUUGUUUUAUACUAUAUUCUCUGAUCAUUUUCAAAUUAUGGAUACUGCAAUACCACAAGUUUACUCUAACGAAUACAUUGUUCACACUACACUUCUUACUGUAAAUUAUUUGUUAAACUAUACAGAAUAUGGUCCUCUCACUAAAGCUUUAUCUUUGUGUAAAUCUCUUUUAAAUCGUUUCCCAACUAAUGCUUCAUAUGUGUUCCUGUCAUUACCAGUACACAUUGAUCUAGUAAAAGGUUUAGUCAAAGUUGCAAUAUAUUCAGAUUAUGAAGGGAUUCGUAAAACUGCAGUAAAUUUGAUUGGUAUACAUAUAAAUAAAUUUGAAUACAAGGGAAGAUGUAUGCUCAUUAAAUGUUUAUUAGAAAUUGCAAACCAUUCUGGCAUGAUAGGCUAUGCCAUUACUUUAUACAAGAAUUCCAUUAAUGAAUCUUUUAAAAAUCCAGUGCUAGAUGAGUGUUUUACUGGUGCACAAUUAAUGGACAUGAUAAAAAAAAUUUGUUAUCUACCACAUGGCGCAGAAUCCGAUUUAGUAGAAUUGGCUGAUCAAAUAAUCACAGCAUUGAACUUUUUAAGAUACCUUGUUCUAAAAGAUACCACAAACCAGACUGGAAUAAGGGAAAAUCUAACUUACAUUGAAACUGAAUAUUUAGAGAAAUUGAGGACUGGUUUAAAUAUGUCUAAGGCACACUAUGAAGUAAAAUUAAAAGAUAUAGAAGAAAGCAAGUCUAAAUCUGAUGAGCAUAUUAAUGUGUCCAUUAAUAUUGGGGGCAAUGUUUUGGAUAAAAUACCAAUGGAAAACAAGAAAGAAAUAAUACAUUCAGCUUUAAAUGCUUUUCAUUUAAUUGAAGGCCUCUCAGCUAGAUUAUCAGAAUGCAUUAAUCUUACAAAAAUUAAGUGUUAA
Molecule: messenger RNA, 1737 nt
Organism: Parnassius mnemosyne (clouded apollo)
Lineage: Eukaryota; Metazoa; Arthropoda; Insecta; Lepidoptera; Papilionidae
Source: the annotation of a GenBank genome assembly